AUGGACGAGUCCCCCAUGAUAGUUGGGCCCUGCCUGCCUGGUCCGGUCGCCAUGGGUGGGGAGAACGAAGCUGAAAGCCGGCAAGGCCCUGCGGACCGAGCCAACGGAGAGUCGCGGCUCAACCUCUUGGACACUUGUGGGGUGUGCGGGCAACAUAUUCAGAGCCGGCGGCCUAAGCUGCUUCCUUGCCUUCACUCGCUGUGUCUGCGUUGCCUGCCCUCUCCUCACCGCUACCUCAUGCUACCACCUCCCGCAGCCCCUUCGCCGGGCGGCGGCGGCGGCGGGGGCGGCGGCGGCCCCAAAGAUCCGCCGCUGCCGCCGCCGCCACCGCUGCUUCAGCCGUCCUCGGCACCUUCUUCGCCAGUCUCCACGCCGCCUUCGCCGUUGCACUGUAAUCCGGUUGGUGUUGUUCGCUGUCCAAUUUGUGGCCAGGAAUGUGCAGAGAGACACAUUAUUGACAACAUCUUUGUGAAGGAUACUACUGAGGUUCCCAGUAGUACAGUAGAAAAGUCAAAUCAGGACAGAAAAAGCAAAAAUAGGCAGGUAAGAGCACUCCUUUCUUUAGUAUUUCAUCCUCAGAAAAUAUACCAAUUCAUAGAAGAAGCCUUUCAGAAUCAAAAAGUAAUAAUUGACACUCUUAUUACAAAAUUGAUGGAAAAAAGCAAGUAUAUAAAAUAUACAGGGGAGCAGAUUCAAAAUAGAAUCCAUGAAGUGAAUCGGAAUCAAAAACUGGUGGAACAAGAUGUUAAAGUUGCUAUUUUCACAUUGAUGGUAGAAAUAAACAAAAAGGGAAAAGCUCUGCUGCAUCAGCUUGAGUGUCUAGCUAAGGAACACCGAGCAAAGCUUUUACAACAGCAGCAUGAAGUGUCAGGACUUUCUAAACAACUGGAACACGUUAUGAACUUUUCUAAAUGGGCAGUCUCCAGCGGGAGCAGCACAGCCUUAUUGUAUAGCAAACGCUUGAUUACAUACCGAUUACGAUACCUCCUUAGGGCAAGGUAUGAUGCCUUACCAGUAUCUAAUACUACCAUUCAAUUUCACUGUGAUCCUAGUUUCUGGGCCCAAAAUAUUUUCAACUUAGGUUCUUUGGUAAUUGAAGAUAGUGAAAUCCCACCACAUAUGCCUAAAAGCCCUGUGACGGAACCAAACAUACAAAGUGGGUUACCUUCAAAUCAACUAUCCAAGUUCCCAACGCAGAUCAGUUUAGCUCAACUUCGACUUCAGCACAUGCAGCAGCAGGUGCUUGCUCAGAGGCAGCAGGCACAGCGGAGGGCAGGUCCCGUGGGGCUCCCAGACCCUAGAAUUGCAGGGCCCAUGCACCAGACUCCUCCUCCACCACCACCACCUCCUCCUCCCCCUCCUCCUCAGCAGCCACCUCCACGUUUGGUAAACUUUCAGAAUCACAAUUUCAAAUCCAUUGGAUCAAUUCCUCUGGCUCAGCCAGUGAGGUUUCCUCAAAAUCAAAGCAUACCACAUUCAUCUGUAAAGCCAUCUCCACUACAGAUGGCAAUUUUGGCACAGCAAGCCAUUAAACAGUGGCAGAUCCACAGUGGUCAGGUUUUGGCUAAUUCCUCGAGUGCUAGCAGUACAACAUCCACUCCCUCCAGUCCCUGUGCUGCUGGAAAUGAUGGGAAGACUUUUGUUCCAUCUAUGAUUGAUCUGAAUUCAACAAUGAGUGGUUCCUGUACCUUGCCUUCUUUACCAGAUAUUGACUGUUCAGGAAGUGUACCAUUGGAAAGUAUUGGGAAGAGAGAAGCAUUUGCAGAGCACACCCAAACCAAACAAUCUUCACGCAAAACUGUGCAGUCUCCUAACUCUUCAGUUCCAUCUCCAGGACUUUCUGGAUUGGUUACUGUUUCUGGUGUCCAUCCUUCAAUGCGUUCACCCAGUGCCUCUAGCGUAGGAAGUCGAAGCAGCUCUACUUCUUCUGGCAAACCAUCAGGUGCAGAUUCAACCCAGAGAGUCCCUGUGGUCAUGUUAGAGCCUAUCAGAAUAAAACAAGAGUCUGGUGUGCCAAGUGAGAACUAUGAUUUCCCAGUUGUCAUAGUGAAGCAGGAAACAGUUGAAGAAUCCCGUAAUCAAAAUUCCAGGUUUCCAAGAGCCAUUCUUUCCUCAGUGUUACUGAAUAGCAGCCACUCCUCUGAAGCAUCAGUGUUGAGAACAGAAGCACCAGACAGUACAGGUGACCAACCAUCCAAUGGCAAGACAGCAUGGAUAGGAUCACCACAUGGGGGAGAUGGCAGAAAAGAUGAUGAUCCUAAUGAAGACUGGUGUGCAGUAUGUCAGAAUGGAGGAGAACUUUUGUGUUGUGAUAAAUGUCCCAAAGUGUUCCACCUUUCAUGUCAUGUUCCUACACUCAGGAAUUUUCCAAGUGGUGAAUGGAUUUGCACAUUCUGCCGUGAUUUAUCUAAACCUGAAGUAGAAUAUGAUCGUGGUGUCUCAACCCAUGUUUCUGAAGAAAAAAGAAAACUGGAUGGCAGUCUGGGUUUGGCACCAAUAAAUCAGAGGAAAUGUGAAAGAUUACUUUUGUACCUUUACUGCCAUGAAAUGAGCCUUGCUUUUCAAGAUCCAGUCCCUCCCACGGUGCCUGACUACUAUAAAAUAAUUAAGAAGCCAAUGGAUUUGUCAACAAUAAAGAAUAGAUUGCAAGCACAUCACACAAUAUAUACAAAGCCAGAAGAUGUAAUAGCUGAUUUCAGGCUGAUAUUUCAAAAUUGUGCUGAAUUUAAUGAGCCCGAUUCUGAAGUAGCUGAUGCUGGAAUGAAACUUAGUUCUUAUUUUGAGGAACUUCUGAAGAAUCUUUUUUCAGAUAGAAAAUUCUCUGUUCAGCCUUAUUGCCAUUCUGAUAAAAAUAGUCCAGCCCCAACAGAUGACUCAGAUGAUGAUUUUGUGCAAUCCCGGAAAAAACGCCUCAAAUGGGAAGAGCACCAUUUUUUUAAGUAAGCUGCUUAUAUGUACUCUUAAGCAUUUUUUACUUAAAUAUUUAUCAAUUUUUCAUUUUCUUAAAAUAAUUUUUGACAUCAUUGAUUUCUACAUAUAAGGAAUACUUAAUGAAAGUAAUGCCUUCCCCUGUUGGUAUAUAUCUACCAUGCUUAUUUGGAAAUGAAUUACACUCUCAGUCCAGUGUGUUUUGGGAGGUAAAAAAUUAAAAACAACUAAUUAAAUUAGAAUUGGAAAUUGCUAUUUCAAGAAAAUAGGGGUUUAGAAAAAAAUUAAAAUUAUCAAAAGCAUGUGGCUGGCCAAAAUUAUAAUUCUUUACAGUUUUACUAUACUUAAACAUUAGUCAUUGGGGGAAGAAAAGCACAUGGUUUGCUAUUGUCCUAAGUUCCUGAGAAGUACAAUGAAACUGUAGUUUCCCAGAUAAUGACUUGUGCCCUAAAAGCGUGGGCAGAUGAAUUAAAGUUCUU
Messenger RNA from Protobothrops mucrosquamatus (brown spotted pit viper), 3407 nucleotides. It is a transcript of the gene TRIM24, whose product is annotated as tripartite motif containing 24. Bases 1 to 2943 code for a protein of 980 amino acids. The transcript has 18 exons. Gene Ontology annotation, molecular function: protein binding. The record is from RefSeq and is a predicted model, not a curated record. Lineage: Eukaryota; Metazoa; Chordata; Lepidosauria; Squamata; Viperidae.